This is a messenger RNA of Osmia bicornis bicornis, 13650 nucleotides long. It is a transcript of the gene puf, whose product is annotated as ubiquitin carboxyl-terminal hydrolase 34. Gene Ontology annotation, cellular component: cytosol; nucleus. Gene Ontology annotation, biological process: protein deubiquitination. The record is from RefSeq and is a predicted model, not a curated record. Gene Ontology annotation, molecular function: cysteine-type endopeptidase activity; cysteine-type deubiquitinase activity. The coding region runs from base 382 to 10653 and encodes 3423 amino acids. Lineage: Eukaryota; Metazoa; Arthropoda; Insecta; Hymenoptera; Megachilidae. The transcript is spliced from 12 exons.
UCAGCUGUCUUCUGUCAUAAUGACAUUUAUAUUGAUAAUUAAGAGUCUGAAUAUUUGUAAAACUAUUUGUGUAGAAGCGUUCGUAAAUUACAAUAAUAAUAAGAAAUUGUUUUUAGUUUAUUAAAUUAUGUUGUGUAGAUACAAUAGAUUCUUAAAAAAAAGUGGAUAUGUAUAUGUAUUGUUAAUCAUCUGAAGUAAGCAGCAAGUGAACGCAGCUGCGUAAAAAAAGCAAUAUGGUGACUAACGAAUUAAUCAACUGUUGAAGAUAAUCAAGAAUACAAAUGUUUAAUAAUAUUACUAAUUUUUUGAAUGGACGGUGGUAAAGUUGAGUGAUGAACUUAACGUGAUUAAAAGCCUUUCAGAGGCUAAAGAGAGGGAACCAUGUGCGAUGUGUGUGUUGACUUUCACGACCUUCUACUCUCCUAUGAUGACAGAUCAUCAAAGGAACAAGAUGGCUUGACAAUACUUUGUAUUUCGGAUAUGGAUACAACGCUACACUAUGUUAAUCAAUGGGUACAAAGGCAGUGUAUGUGCUGUUAUCGAGAAAUUAAAAACUUUGAUCGGUUUAUACGCCUAACUCAAAGUGUUGUAUUAUGUUCAUUACAACAAUUACAAAUUAUACAACAAAAUGGACAGCAAACAAAUGCUGGGAAAGUAUUAUCCAAAGAUGAGAAAGAAGAAAAAGCAGAUGAAGCUAAAACAGAAAAUGCGGAUUAUAAUGAAACAGAAACGCAAACACAGCAAAACUGGUCUCAACAGGACAGAGAAAAAUUGUUUCAUUUACUUUCAAAAAUAUUUUUAUUAAAUUUUCCUCUUUAUAUUGCAAUGAAACAUGGUGGUGCAAUUAAUCCACUAGCUCCAGUAAAAGACGAAGGAGGGUACUGUGAGCCUCAUGAUCCAGAAGUACCAGCUCCUUUAAUUAGGGCAGUUUCUAUUUUUUGCCAUCAAGGUGGUUUCAAUCUAAUGUCUGCUUGUUUUGAUAUGGAAAAUACAUUACCUGUUAGUCUUGCGCACUCUAUGGUUGCAGUGAUUUGUAAUUUAAAACUUUGGUUAAAUUAUGGUAGUGUUAUUCAGCUUUUUAUACCAUUACGUAGUCGUGUUAUGAAAUAUAUGUGUCGUUUAGGAGAUAAAGAAUUACGCACACCGGCGGUUAGAACAAUGGCAGAUUUUAUGUGGAGUGCUGUUAAAGACCCUAUCGAUGCUGUUUUACCAAGUUUCGAUCGUGAUGGAUUGGACCUAGCAUUUAAAUAUUUUACUAGUACAACAUUAACUAUGCGACUAGCCGGAAUAGCUCAGAUAAAUGCUCAUAUCACUGCAUUCAAUGAACUUUGUAAUAGUGAAACUGUCGCUGAAGUUGAACAAGUGGGUCAUGCAUUGGCCGCUUGGCUAACAGAAAAUAAUAUAAUAGCUCAUAUAUUUGGACCAAAUUUGCACGUAGAAGUUAUUAAACAAAGUCACAUUGUAUUAAGUUUCUUAGCUAUGGAAGGUAGAAUCACUUGUUCAGAUAUGGAUACUAUGUGGCAAGCUGCACAAUUGAAACACUGCGGACGACCUGUAUAUGAUUUAUUGGCACCCUUAGUCAAACAUUUGGCUCCUACUCCAGUUUUACAUUUGUACUCUUUAUUAGGAAAAUUAGAGCCAAAGGACCACACUGAACAAAGUUUAUUUCUGGCAUCUGCCUUGAUCAAAUUUAUUUGGACAGCAGGUGGAUCAGGUUAUCCAAGAGGUUUAUCUAUAAAAAAUCGUGACAUUUUAAGAGGUACUAGUGGUAUUGGUGGUAGUAGUACUAGUGAUCCUAGUGGAAUAGACGGAAGCAGCCCGGACGAAGAUGAAGAAGAACCAAGUCCUGCGCCAUCUGAAGGACCUUCACCGAGGAAACAAGCAAGACGUGAUAGUAGUGAUGGAGAAGGUCCUUUUAAAACAAAAGGUAUGGGUACAGCUGUUGUGCAAACAACGCUAAACGAAACAGAAGAUUCUACAGUGGAUAAGUCUGAAUGCCUUCCUGAAUCAAUGAAAAUUUCUACGUGUAGUAUACAAGAUAUGAAAGAGAAACAGAGUGGUUCAGACGUAGAAGCUGACACAGAAAAAUCCAAUGCCGAAGAAACGGUCGCGGUUGAAAAAAGAAAGAGAAAAGUAUUAAGGAAAAGAAAAAAGCCACAAAAGCGUUCAUUAGCUACUGUAGAUAAAACGUUGGAGGACAUCGUUAAUCAAGAAAGCGGUGUAAAAGCUAAAGAUUUAAUGUUGGAUAUGAAAAAUAGAGCUGACGAUGUUUUAAAUAGUACUUUGGAUACCGGUGGAUUAGUUUCAAUCGAUGAUCCGAAAGGUGUUGACGCUUUGGAUCGCGCGAAGCAACAGGCGAUGGCCUUGGAUUCGAGUGACCAGCAAGUUCCAACAACGGCUGCAAUCUUAAGAAGAGCUAAUAAACACAAAUAUAUGUCAUUAGUUGGUCAUAACGUAGAUCGGGCUCCCGAUUCUGCAGAUACAUCACACGAUGAAGACGAUAGCGACGUAGCUGGUGUACUAGCUGCAGCAGACGGGCCUGGUGCUGUUAUAUCUGAGCUAGCUGGUUUAGUACACGCCACUGGUCCGACAUUUUUACCAUCCGGUUUAGAUGAAAUGCUGUCGGACGAAGAAGCGUAUUCUUAUAGCAGUAGAAUAUCAAAUAAAAGUGAGAAAAAUAUGGCAGACUUUGACGGUGAAGAGAGUGGUUGUGAAGAAGAACUAGCUCAAUUAGCUGCGCGUCAUUUAACAGCGAUACAAAUGCAAGCUUAUCAUCCCCAUCAUUCGCAUCCAACAAUGACCAUCAGACGAUCUGUUUGUCGUCCACCGCAAGUAAGAAGUAUUCGGCAAACGGUAACACGAGUUAGUUCCCAAUUCAACUUGGAUACCGUUUGCAAACCUGGAAACACGUUAUUAUGGGAUCUUUUGCAAGACGAUAAAAUCGGUCAGCUAGGUGAAGGUUUAGCAUUAGAGGCUGAAAAAGCUUUGUGUAACCUUCUUUGUUUCAAUGUUGAUCGUUUGAUACCUAUGAAAUUCAUAGAAGGUUGUUUAGAAAAUCUCGCUACCAAUCGUUCCGUGGUUGUAUCAUUAAGAUUAUUACCUAAACUAUUCGCCAGUUUCCAACAAUUUGGUGCAAUGGAUGCGCAUACGAUAACGACGUGGGCAGAUCGUGAACGUGGUAUGAUGAAGCACUUCUUUAAUAAUCUAAAAACGUACACUAACACAGGACCGAAAAAUGGUUUAUAUUCUCAUCAGACGGAAAUUCAAGUUCGAUUACAAUUUUUAUCCUCGAUAUUUUCACCUUUGGGUUCACCUGAUUGCUUCCGCUUGAGUCUUGAACAAGUAGAUAUACUAUGGCAGUGUUUAUCACAAGAUCCAACCUGUGCCGAUGAACUGUUCAGUUGGUUACUAAGUCAAGCUAAAUCAACGGAGCAACACGCUCUUGGAAUGGAUACGCUUAAACACUUAUGUAUGCGUAAAUUACCAAGCUUGCCACCGGAAACUAUCAGUAUGACUGGUCUUAGUCUUUUUCAACAGUUGUGCAAUUUGGCUCGUUUAGCAGCUGCGCAUUUAGAUAGACCAUUGAGAGACGUAGAUUCGGUUGGUAUGGAUUUCUUAUGGAGAAUCGCGUUAAAAGCUAAAAGUACAGACGUUAGUAUGGCGGCUAUACAGUAUCUAAACGGAUAUUACAUGUCUAGACAAUUGACCCAGGAGGCUGAAUUUGUUUCACAAUGUAUGACCCAUCUCGCUGCGGCUAGUGCUGAUCUAGAAACGAACGAGGAAGCUAGUUUACGUUGCAUACAAAGAGCAUUGUUAUUACUAAGAACGCAUUUGGAAGCAUUUCGAAAACGAUACGCGUAUCAUUUGCGUCGCUGGAUACUGGAAGGUAGAGGCGCCGGUAGCCACGUAGCUAUGAACACUUCGGAGAAGGGUCAACAAUUGAGAAUAUUUGUACAACCAGCUGGAAUUCCUGAGAAAACAAGCUUCACACUUUUUAGUACCGACUACGUUGCCGAUUUGAGAGCCGAAGUAGCUAAAUGGUGGGACGAUACACAGAAUAAUCAAGAGAAAUCAUCGUCUACCACGAAUUCAGGUCAAAAUAACAGUUCAGUAUUAGGAUCUCUUUUAACCGACGGGCCGAUCAGGAUGAUCACGCAAGGCCAAGAGUUAACUAUUGAUUUCGAUGAGAAAACACUCCAAGAGAUGGGCUUUAAGGAUGGACAGCUAGUAUUCAUUUCUCCUGGCGCUAGUCGAGGCAAUGGUACAGGUAGAUGUAACAAACGAGACGUUGAUUCACCGUCUCUUUUGCCACCACCUCCUCGAGAGUCUUUACCGACCUUGUUAUUGUUACGACCACAGUAUUUUGAGCAAUUAUUUACUCUAAUGAGAACACUGAGCGCCAUGAAAACUGUAGUGAAAGGUGGUCAAGAGAUUCCUCAUACAAAGGCUCAAGUACUUUCAAGGAGGGUUUGGGAUACGUUAACAUUGUUACCAACUAGUCCUACAUUAUUAAGAGGUUUUCAAAAACUAGGAGAAGCAUCAUUGCCGGAAUUGUUAGAUCCUGCUAGCCCGCAGAAGUUGAUGUAUUCUUUAUACAUAGUGGAAUCUCUAAGUAGACGUAGCACGACCAGUCAGCCAUCUAUCGUGAACCCCGGUACAACUAGCAACGAGAACGAAGGGGACGCGGAUGAUAAUCACGAUGAUAAAGAGAAAGAUGUUGCUUGGUCUACGUUGUUCGUUCAGCACGGAGGUUUACGUCAUCUGUUCGAGAUCUUUAUGUCUGGAUGUUUGGAACAAGGCGACGGUAGCGAGUGGCAGCAGGACUGUCUCGCUAGUUUAUUGAAACAGCUAUGUUAUUUGGGUGUCGUUAAAGAGGAGAAGAAGCGAAGUAAAGCGGACAAACUGCUCGUACCUAAGUUAAGCGAAGCUAUGCUUUCAAUGAUGAACGUCGAAGCGGUUAUGUCACGAAUAACGAACAUAUUAAACGAAGCAUCCUUGCCUAGAGAUCCGAAUCACUAUAAAACAGGACUUUUUGGUAGAUCUCAAGUUAUUCACUAUACUAUGGCUUUGCUAGUUUGUUGGCUGCACAGCGAUGAAACAGUCAGACAGUAUCUAUUCUCAUCGCCAGAACCAUUUGGAAAAACUUGGCUAAGGAGAUUGGUAUUAGAGGAUCCUGAACCUGCUGUGAGAAGGGAAGUUUGUACAGCAUUAUAUAGAUUAUGCUUAGGCACUACUGAAUCCGAAGAUGACAAUUCUGACAGUUCUAGCUUGAUCGUACCAAUGUUGAACACGUUAUUGGAACAUCUUGUAAUUGCAGAAGCGAUGCAGCCUUCUCAUAGGAAACCAGAUUUACCAUUACACCUACAUCCAGUACUGGACGAUGGAAAAGAACCGUACGGACCUGCUUGUAGAGAUUAUUUUUGGCUCGUUUGUCGUUUGGUUGAUUCACUUCCAGAAGAAGCUAUUAAGGAAGGUUCAGAUGAUUCUAAUGUAACGAUAGACCUCGAGGCAUUAGCGAUAAGAGUGAUCGACUCUGUUUUGAACAGAGAACAUCUCGAGACACGACAUAAUACAGUGGAGGACGACGGUCUGGUUGGUUUGUUGAAUCUAACUUGUAACAUCAUGACGCAUAACCCGCCCUGUAAGCAAGGAAAGAUCGGACAGAACUUACUUCACGAGGUGUUUGAUUUUCUAUUCGCAUUGCCGAAUCCACGUUCGAAACACGUGCCGAAAUGUAAGAGUCAAGUAUCCAGAUCGGCUGCUUUUGAUCUCUUAGUCGAACUUGUCAAAUCAGCACCCGACAAUUACAAGAUACUUCAUGAAAAAUUACUGGCUCAACAUAAGCCCGGUCCUCAUUCUCCGUAUCCAUGGGAUUAUUGGCCACACGAGGAUGGUCGUUCCGACUGUGGAUACGUGGGAUUGACAAAUUUAGGCGCCACUUGUUACAUGGCCAGCUGUAUGCAACAUUUGUACAUGAUGCCGCAGGCACGUGUUUCGAUAUUGGGAGCUGAUUGUAAUCGAGCGAACAAGCAUCAGCUGACGUUAAGAGAACUCCAGAGAAUGUUCGCGUAUCUUUUAGAGUCCGAAAGGAAAGCGUACAAUCCUCGAAGCUUCUGUCGCGUGUACACUAUGAAUCACGAGCCUCUUAAUACCGGGGAACAGAAAGAUAUGGCUGAAUUUUUUAUAGAUCUUGUGUCUAAAUUAGAAGAGAUGACGUCGGAUUUGAAAAAUUUGGUGAAGACGUUAUUCUGCGGUGUGAUAUCCAAUAAUGUUGUGUCAUUAGAUUGCGAACAUGUAAGUAGAACGCUGGAAGAAUUUUAUACCGUUCGUUGUCAGGUAGCUGACAUGAGAAAUCUUUAUGAAAGUUUAGACGAAGUUACGGUUAAAGAUACAUUGGAAGGAGACAAUAUGUACACGUGUUCGCAGUGUGGGAAAAAAGCAAGAGCAGAAAAGAGGGCGUGUUUCAAAAAAUUACCCCAUAUACUGUGCUUCAAUACAAUGAGAUACACAUUUAACAUGGGAACUAUGUUAAAAGAGAAAGUCAAUACUCAUUUUAGUUUUCCAUUAAGGUUAGACAUGUCUGGAUACGUUGAGAAAAAGCUUAUGCCUCAACAUUAUCAGGAAGAGAAGAAAGCAUCUGAAAAGAAAAAAUCUGAAGGUGAUUGUCAAGGAUUAAAUAAUGACGAUGAUGAAGGAGAGAUGGAACAUUACCAGUAUGAUUUAAUUGGUGUAACAGUUCAUACUGGCACUGCGGAUGGUGGGCACUACUAUAGUUUUAUUAGAGACCGUACAUCUCCUAACAAAGAUAAAUGGUUUUUAUUCAACGAUGCUGAAGUUAAACCGUUUGAUCCGAAUCAAAUAGCAGCUGAAUGUUUUGGCGGAGAAAUGACGAGUAAAACAUACGACUCUGUUACGGAUAAAUUCAUGGAUUUUAGUUUUGAAAAAACUAAUUCUGCGUAUAUGCUUUUCUAUGAAUGGUGUGCUGAUCUUGGUGAUCAGGCAAAGGAAGAAGAGGCUACUGUCUCUAGCCCUAAUGGACGGCAAUGUUCUUCGUUAGUUUACAAAAAUACUAAUAAACUACCACCUUUGGAAUUGAAUAAAGAAUUAGAAGAUUGGAUAUGGCAGGACAAUAUGCACUUUUUACAAGACAAAAACAUAUUCGAACAUACAUACUUUACAUUUAUGUGGCAAAUAUGCGGUUACAUACCCCAGACAUUGUUAUCUGUACAGCCUGAUAUCACAGAAAUGUCAGCAGACCUUUCAACAUCGUUUUUUAUGGAAACCUUUAUCCACGCUAAAGAGAAACCAACUAUGGUACAGUGGGUAGAAUUAUUAACAAAACAGUUUAACGGUUCAGCUGGUGCGUGUGCUAGAUUCCUUGAAAGGAUGGCUGGAGAUUCGUGGUGGCCAAUUCAAAUUCUAGUCAAGUGCCCUAAUCAAAUGGUAAGACAAAUGUUCCAAAGGCUAUGCAUUCAUGUGAUACAACGAUUGCGCGCUACUCAAGCACCUUUAUAUCUUCUUUGCGAUGAAGAAAACGACAUAAACACUGUCGGUACACGGUCAUGCGUUACGAGAUUCGUGAGAAUGCUUUUGUCCCUGAUGGAACAUGCGAAACAACAUUUAAAACACCUUACUGAAUAUUUCAGUUUUUUAUAUGAAUUUAGCAAAAUGGGCGAGGAGGAAACAUUAUUUCUAAUAAGAGUACAAGCCAUAUCGACUAUGGUAAACUUUUAUCUUGGUCAUAAGACACACGAAUUUGUUGAUGCGGUUAGCGAAGAGGAAGAGGAAGAGGAAAUAGUUGCUGUGCCAACAGAAAAGUUGAGACCUGCCUCUCUAGACAAAAUGAUUACUUUGAUAGCAACUUUAGUUGAACGUAGCAGAGGACCCGAUCACAGACUGGCACUAUCGCCGGCAGAUCUCAGUGCCGUAGCAGGUGGUAAAGGAUUUCCUUUUUUGUAUCAACAAACCCGAGAUGUCAUUAAUCUCAAUCAGACACGAAAUUUAAUACAAUCUUUAUGUCGUUGGAAUGAUAGAUUAGCAAUACAUAUUAUAACAAUGAUAUUUCAAGCUAUAACAAAGCAUACCGACGUAUGUCAACCAUUCUUUAAACUGUUGACAUUGUUAACCGAGAGUUCAGGACCAAGUGGAUUACCUUGUAUGACUCAAUUAAUUUUGGGCAGAGUAUGGGAGGCAGCUAGAGUUGCUCCACACGGUGCGCUAGAAUGGCUAGCUUUAGCUGUAACAAGAAGCAAGCUUGCCCAUGCUUGGGUGUUACAAGGAUUGGACACUUGGUUGCAACAUUUUUUGUUGGAACAUUCGAAUCAAAGAGUUCGUUCUGCGGCUGCCUUUCUUCUCGUAUCGCUUGUUCCAUCGACUCAUUUUAGACAGGGUUAUCGCAGUGCUCAUAGAUUAGGUUUAGGAUGUAAUACAUCUAGAGAACUCCAACUGUCAUCGGAAGCAACAUUGAUUUUGCAUCAAAUAUACACGGCGCUUUUAAGAUUAUUGCAACCUGCCAGGCAUUAUAUUGAUAUACAGACUCACGGUACAAUGAAACUCACUGCCUACUUUGCAUUGCUCACUUAUUGCGUUGUGUCUAAAACGGAAAAAUUAAUGUUUGGACAGUAUUUAAAUGAUUUGUGGACACUCUUUCAUCCAAAACUUUCUGAGCCUAGCAUUCCAGUGCAUCAUAAUAAACAAGCUGUACUGCUGUUUUGGUACCAUGUUUGUUCUGAUUGUCCAGAAAAUGUUGCUCUCAUACUUCAUAAUCCGCACAUAACUAAAAAUAUUGCAUUUAACUAUAUAUUAGCUGAUCACGAGGACCAGGAUGUAGUAUUAUUUAAUAGAGUAAUGUUACCCGCUUAUUACGGCUUAUUACGGCUUUGUUGUCAACAGUCGCGUACAUUUACAAGACAGUUAGCUGCACAUCAAAAUAUUCAAUGGGCAUUCAAAAACAUAACACCUCAUCCUACUCAAUAUUCGACCGCGGUAGAUGAAUUAUUUAAAUUGAUGCAAUUACUAGUUGCAAGACAUCCAGAUCAAACAGAACAAGAAGAAGCUGAAAUUGCAUCGUUCAGAAGGGGAACAUUAUCGUCGUACUUACAAGGACUAGACGGGAGAUCCUGUUGGGCUACACUUAUUUCUGCAUUUCGCAUUCUAAUCGAAUCAGACGAUGAUCGUCUCUACGUUGUAUAUAACGGAGGAUUAAGUAUGGCUUUGGAAGCAUUUCAUAUGUUGCACAUCAUGUAUCACGAAGCAACAGCAUGUCACGUUGCUGGAGACUUAGCUGAAUUAAUUGCCAUAAUUGUGGAACUGGUACGAUGUAUCAGAACCGCGAGGGAUGGGCCGGAUGCAAGAAACAUAUUGGCGAAUUGCAAAGAAUGGCCGGAUAUUCUACGAAAAUUAGCAACGUUAUUGAACACGUAUAAUCCUCCGGAUAUGCGAAAUCUUGCUAUAGAUCUUUUAAAAGAACUCGUCAUGCUUGUUCCCGCUGAAGCGAUAUUAAUUUUGGCACCGUUGCUCUCACACUGCCAUGCAGCACUUCAAGAGUCUCAUGCCGCUGUUCCGCCUGGUCCGUAUCUUCCACGAAGAUCUACUCCUCCAGGAAAAAUGCCUACUCGACCAGCUAGACCGAUGGUUCAAAUGGCAGUGCCGCAUUCUCAGUUAGAAGCGUCUAAAGGAGUAGAUCCAGAAUAUGAUAACGCUUUGCUUGAAUUUUAUUUACCAUAUCAUGAACUAAUUGAUGUAAUGUGCAGAUUGGCAAUCAAUAAUGAUUGUAUGACUGAUACAUUAGUUAAUUUGAGUGCUAUGUUAGGAUUUGAAGGUGUUCCAUUGCACUUAGCUUUGUUCCCUAGAUUAUGGUUAGAUGUUCAUGCUGCUACACAUAUAGACAGAAAACAUAUUGCAUCCCUUCUUUGUUCUUCCUACACAGUGGAUUACGUAGAUGCUGUGUUACUAGACGAGAGAUCUUCGUUAGGGAUACCAGCGAUUCAUGCUUUUUUCAAGACUUUCUUUCCUAAACUUGCUAAUCACGUAUUAACUGAACAAACUUGUUUACUUAUCGAUAACUUAGUUAGUUCUAUGGUGGCAAUGGUGGAAGCGGUAGAUAUUCAAGCGUCUGCGCACCGGUUAACCGGAGAUUUGAGAGCUUUGGCUCUUAUCUAUAGCAGUAGUACAAGACUGAAACCGCCGAGUAGUUUGUUACCAGCUUUAGAAACGUUACUAUCUCGAACGAAGGCCAUUAAAGUGAAAGAUUCUAGCCAACAGGAAGUAGAAGCCCCAACGAAGAAACGUAAAUUUAAUGUUAACGAGGAUAGCGAGACGAGUGAUAAAGAACUACAUCUACCGAUAAAGGAACUUAACGAACAAAAAAAUGUAUCCGACAUAAACGUUGAGAAAAAAGAUAAAACAGAAACAAAUGAUAUGACUUCGUCUGAUUCUGGAGAUGAUAAAACCAUAUCAAGAAAUACUAUUCAACCUGAAAAUAUUCCUACCAGUAUCACCACGAUAUCCUCGAGUUUAAUUGAUACUGUGACAAGUAACAAUUGUACGAAUCAAUUACGAUGUUCGUUAACUAACGUUUCCUGGUUCGAAAUGUUGGAAAAGACUAUUAACGAUUUGCAAACUAUUGUGCAAUUACAAACGAAAAGUAACUAAUUCUGUACGUGUUUUUUUAAUGGUGCUCUGAUCAUAGAAGCACAUAAUACAGGACUAAGUUUACGUGUAAUUGUGUGGUUCUCUAAGAUAACAGGACGGAAAGAUUCAGUUAUAUACAUUCAAGAUUUAGAUGGACAAAUUUUAGUGCGUUUGUGUUCUAUAGAAAAAAAAAUUAAAAAAAAGGGAUGCAUAUAUUACCAUGUAUGUAUCAAAUGCAAUUUAUUUUCCAAAUGUAGGUAAAUAAGAUAGUUUUACUCAGUUAAGUUAUAUUAACACAUAAAAAAAAAGAAAUAAUCAAUUGGAAUUUUCAUUUUACAUAAUAAAUGUUCGUUGGUGCUGUGAGGUCACCUAUCUCCAGGCAACAUUUGUGUACAUUAUAAUAUGUACAGUAAUAUAAGCCGCCCAGUAUUCUGUAACAGGAAUUGUGAAAUGCCUUGAGAUAGUUUAAGAGAUACAGAAUCGUGAAAACUUUCUUGGAGCUAUAAUUAUGUUUCUAUACUUAUUUCAAUUUAUAGGGGUACCACCAUAAGAUUCUUUCAGCCUUUCAUAAAAGAUAAUAGUAUGUUUUUUUGGAUCAGCUUUUAAACUAUGUAUGUUUAAAUAUUAUUUACGUAUUGAUCUACAAAUUUCAUUAAUUUAUCAUUGUAAUAUACUCUUCAUCAUAUUUUAAACGUUUUCAAAUAAUUAAUCAUGUAAGUUGUAUAUGAGUGCUUUUUAUCAUAGAUUGUUGCACUUCUAUCCAAUAAUUUCCAAUAUAAUUUAGGUGUAAAAUUAUAUACCGAUGCAUUCUCUUAUAUUUCUUGUAUACUUAAAUAGAAAAUAUUAAUUUUUCUUCUAAGUGAAUCGUAUUAACAAUUUCGAUAGAUUUCUUUUCAAUAUCGUAAAUGUAUUUUGUUAUGCCUUAUCUUUUUUUCUGAAAUUGUACCUCGUAUAUUUUUCGUGAAUUACAAGAAAUCUAAGAAAUUAAAAUAAAAUUUUUAUUUAUAAAUACUACCAACAAAAAGCGAUGCCGUUAGUAAAAUUGGUAAAUUGCUCUCUUUCUUGGUAAAAUAGUAACCGAUACAAGUAUCUCACAUCACAAAUGAACAGUUGUGAAAUUUCAGAAAAAAAAAAAUCUCGUCUUUAUGCAACAUUUAAUGAACAAAAUUGAAAACAUACCUGUAUAAAUUUGUUACGUAUGCGUUUGAUUUAUGUGUACUGCUUUAUUGUAUUUAUUAUUAUUGCAUAGUAACCGUGCGCUAUUAAAGAAAGGAAAAUACAUAUAUACAAAUAUAUGUAUAUAUAUAUUAUUUUUUUUUUGUUUUACUAACUCGUUUCGUAAACAAAGUGCUUUGCCGUCAUUUAUCAAACAGUUUUAAACUCUUACAUGUAAGAAGAAAAAUCAGUAUGAUUAAAAUUUCAUUUGUGAUUCAUUUAAUGAUUUUUUUUUUUUAAUUAAAGAAAAAACACAAACGCGGGCUAGAAUUUCUUGAUCAGCCAAGCUGCUCAGUAAAAUAAUGUUUCUAGCAAUAAACCACAGGUGUUUCAAGAAAUAUAUUUCGUUAUUGAAUUCAUGUAUUUCAUUUAUAAUAUCUUUAAAAAUAUUGUACUGUGAUUAGUCAGUGAAAUAAGUUUCUUGAAAUAAUUCUCUCUUUAAUAUUCGAAAUACUGUUUUACCCAGCCCUCUAACUUAGUACAUCGUUCAAAUACAAAAUCGUAAUUGUAUACGCUUAAUACCUGCGUAUAUGCACCCUUAUAAAAUUAGAGACAUGUUUUCGUCGUAAUUGAGCUUAUUGUCAGACAAUGGCACUAAAGUAUAACUCGUCCACUUUAAAAGUUCAGGAAUCAUUACGUAUGUUUUAAAUUUUUGAUGAUCUGAUUGUAACGAAUUAAUGAAUGACUGACAAGCGAAUGUUCAAAGUAAAAUUAUAUGGUGUUCUUGUGCGAGCUAUCCGUUUCCUCAUCUUAACGUUAUACUUAAUUAACUAAUUACCAUAUGUCUCAGAGAAGAUUUUAGCUACUUACGAAAUAUUCGUUUAAAGAGGAACAGGUUAAUGAAUUAAAUGUGACAGGAAAUUUAUAGUAGAAAUAUGUGACAAUUUUUCAGAGCAUUGUAAGAUAAACUAUAGAUUUUAAAAAACUAUUGUCGAUGGCUACAUUAUAAUCGUUAAUUAACUUUCGGAACAUGAAUUUGAUAACUAUUAAAAGAAAUGAAAUAGUCAUUGCAAGUGUGUUAAUGUUAUCCAUUAAGAAGUUCGUUUUCUUAAUGUAUAUUAACAUCAUUUGUUAACGAAUGUUAAACAAAAAUAAGGUGACAUGCUUAGUUUUACAGAAAGCUAAACGAGUACCCGGUGCGGUAUGAUUAAUAACGUGUAAUAUUUCAAAUUGUAUUUCUAAUAUUUGAUGUAUGUAUUUGUGAUGAAAAUACUGUGAUUAGUGAUAGAUCUAUUCGCUGGUUUGCAACAAAUACAAAUAAUGACAAGCGUACUGUACACGCACACAUAUUAUAAUGAAUUUUCCACCAAAUCAAAUAUUUUUAACUUUUUCGUGUCAAAUAAUCUAUUGAGUUCAAUGAAAUCGUAAGUAUAAUAUGGUAACCAACAAGUUGAAAAUAAGUAGAAAAAGAAAGAAUAAGGAAUGUAAGAAUGUAAGACUACACGCGAGAAAAGCAUUUACAAUUAUUUUUAAUUAUUAAAAAUGACGAAUGCCUUUGUCUUAUGAAACGUGUUUCAAUAAUCAUGAUAUUUAUAAACAAAAAAACAAAAUAUACGUGAUAGGGCGCUUGUGCUUUCGAAUAAUUAAAUUCGGAGCUGAUUAAGACUGUAUAAAACAAAAAAAACAAAAAAAUAAAUAUUUCGAGCGUCCUAUAUUACUUUUAUCACUUUAUUAAUUUCUGAAAAUAUCGAAACUUCUUCGCCAGAUUUGUAUCUCCAGCAUGUGUUUAUGUUUAUGUAUUCAUUUGUAUACUUAAGGUGUAUAGAUUUUGAUCAAAGAUAAAUAAACUCUUUUCAUUUUAAA